Messenger RNA from Cuscuta campestris, 633 nucleotides. Lineage: Eukaryota; Viridiplantae; Streptophyta; Magnoliopsida; Solanales; Convolvulaceae. The record is from the annotation of a GenBank genome assembly.
AAAUAAAUGGAAGUGGCAUGCACUAUAUACUCAUAUGGUUUUUGUGGUUCAAAAUUUAAGUCCGGAGCAACCGCCGCCGCCGCUGUGGCCUUAUAUCUCCCCUCUCUCUAUCUCUCUGGACAAACAACUUUAAGAAUCAAAAUGGCCAAUUCUGUUGUAUUCAUGUUUUCUCUGCUGGUUUCAUCAAACGCCAUUGUCAGAGCUCAAGAAGGUCGGCCUCCGCACGGCCUUGCUUCCGAGAUCCCUUCUGCUGCCGCCGCCUCGCCAGAAGCGUACACAUUUUUCAAUCCGGGUGGCAGCGGGGGCGGCGACCAACUCAACUAUGCUAAAGCUGCCGCACAGUUUCCGGCAAUGCCGGCGGCGGCACGGGGCGCCGGAGAUGGUGGAAUGGCAGCGGUUCUGGUUGGGUUUCUGAUCGUUUUGGUUUUGGCGUUUGGGAUUUACUUGUUGUCAGUGGUGACCACUCAGAAGGGCAGCCGGAAUGGACCUCUAGUUUGAAAAUGUUUGCUGUUGAUUAUUAUCCAAUAAAGAAAACUUGUUAAAAGAACUUUCUGUUUCCUUAAACUUUUUUUUAAAGUUGUCCCAAAAAAGAAGCUUCUAUUCUCUUUAGAGAAAGAAAUGAAUAAUUCAUAU